This is a messenger RNA of Danio rerio (zebrafish), 1833 nucleotides long. RefSeq names its product scratch family zinc finger 1b (gene scrt1b). Lineage: Eukaryota; Metazoa; Chordata; Actinopteri; Cypriniformes; Danionidae. Gene Ontology annotation, cellular component: nucleus. Gene Ontology annotation, biological process: regulation of transcription by RNA polymerase II. The record is from RefSeq and is marked provisional.
AGACAUCAAACCGACCCGCGCGAGCGUAGCUCUUUCUCUCACUUUCUCUCUCUCGGUCUUUCUGCUUUAACAACAUCAGUUCUCCGGAAACGUGCUUGAAUUUAAAACUGCCCAUUUUUGGAGCGUGUCCAUUUGAGUCCGAGCGCACUCUGACACAGGCUCGGGGAGGCGGAUCUGUUGCUGCUGCUGUUGCUUCAGUCGUCGCGUGCGCUGUCCAGUGCUGAAGUUGCAUUUCGUCUGUGCGGAUCGCCUCGUUCUCAGCUGAAGCUUCGGAGCUUCCGCGUCUUUUCCCCGGCUCAGGUGUUUGACUUUCAGACCUGCAGGAUCAACUCUUCUAUUGUGCGGUGGAUAAAGAGAGGAUAACGUGCUGGAAGAGGCUUUCAGCUCUGCGCUCUAAACAUGCCAAGGUCUUUUUUGGUGAAAAAGGUGAAGCUAGAUGAUUUCUCAUCCUCUGAACUUGAGAGCGCGUACGGCAGGUCCAGGACCGAUCUCAGCUUUCGGAUUCACGACAAAGGCUACAUCAGUGACUACAUCACCCCGGCCAUUUAUGAUGGAGAGAGUGACGGAGGCACUAAAGUACCUUCUCCAGGACCUAUUUACGACAGCAACCACAGUGACUACGGGGCACCUGACUCAGACCAACCCGACAGCCCGCAGUCAGAGAUCACAUCCGGGUACAUCAAUGGCGACAAUGCGGUGAGCGAGGGUUACACCGUGGAUGCCUUCUUCAUCACAGACGGCAGGUCCCGUCGGAAAGUGAUAAGUGGCUCGCGGACCCUCCAGCGGCACACUUGCAACGAAUGUGGCAAAACCUACGCGACGUCUUCCAACCUGAGCAGGCACAAACAGACACAUCGGAGCUUAGACAGCAAGAUGGCCAAAAAGUGCCCAACAUGUGGGAAGGUGUACGUGUCCAUGCCAGCCAUGGCCAUGCACCUGCUCACCCAUGACCUCAAGCACAAGUGCGACAUAUGUGGGAAGGCAUUCAGCAGACCUUGGCUCCUGCAGGGCCACAUGCGCUCUCACACGGGCGAGAAGCCCUUUGGAUGUGCACACUGUGGAAAAGCCUUCGCCGACCGCUCCAACCUGCGGGCACACAUGCAGACCCACUCGGCGUUUAAGCAUUUCAAAUGCAAGCGAUGCAACAAAACUUUCGCACUCAAGUCCUACCUGAACAAGCACUACGAGUCUGCGUGCUUUAAAGGUGCGUUCUCACCUCACUCGUCCAUUGAGGCGUGACUUCCGGUCUGUCAGCGCUCACUUCCCUGUCACGUGUUAGGAUGAUUACGCUAUCUUACCCUGUUUCACAAUCAAAAUGAAACCCAAUAAUAGCACAAUUUUAUCUUUUGUUUCGCAAAGUUGACCUUAAAGGAAUAUGGAACCUUCGCAUGCACUUCAGCACCCAUGUCCUCAAAUGACGUUCAGACAGUUCACCUUGAACCUGCGCAGCACUCGACUAUGACUGGCGUCAAAUGAAGGUUUGAGUGACACCGUGUUCCUCGUUAAAAUAAAACUCUUUUGUAUUGUCAGUGGAUAUUAUCAUACUGCUGCAAGUGGCCCAAACAUAUUCGCAAUCGAGGUAAACCGGUAUUUAUUCCAUUAAUUUAUUUGACUUUUUGAUUUAUUGUAUGUUUUAAUUACUCCAUCUAGGAUGUAUGAUUGUCUAUAAUGCACUUUUUGUUUUUAUUUGGCCUUUUCUUUCUCAAUAAUGUUGCCUUUUGGGUUAUGCCAGACUUAUUAACAUGCCAAAGCAUUUAGAUCCAUGAUAAUAAUUUAAUGUUUUCUUUUUUUAUGAUUAUUAUUCUUGAUUUUUUGUAUACCUACUUAAUGCAU